GCUGCAGAAAGCAGAAGGACAGCGUUGAUGACAGAAGCUGAGCAGCCUGAAAAGAGAAUUAAUAAUACCAUCAGGCAUCAUUAAAUCUAGACCUGACGCGAUAGACCAAAUACUAAAUCAACAGGACUGGAUUUGUCAUCUCCAGCUCGUAAUUCACUGACCAAGUAAGAAAAUCGGACUAAACUGGCUUUUCCCAUCUUCCUCCCCCGCUCCGUUGCGACCCCCGCGCCCAUUAUCAGAAGGAAAAAGAAGGGCCUGUUACUCGCCUCUCCUCUUCCCCCUGCCUCCCAUGCUCUCGCGCUCUCCCGCUUCUCUCCCUCUGCAACGACUGCUCCGGAAGACCCGCUGCCUGCCGUGCGUUAGCUCUGUCCGUUCCUCCAUUCACACCCCUCGUACCCUCGUCACGACCACCACCACCAGCGCCCUGGAACCCCCCACCACUGCCGGUGCGAUCACUCGUCUUGGAUCUGUCUCGCGGCAUUUCUCUUCUUCAACAACCCGACUCACUGCAUCGAGCAAUAUGGCGCCCAUCGAAACCAAGCAGUACGACUACAUCGUGCUGGGAGGAGGGAGUGGAGGGAGCGGCAGUGGCCGUCGUGCGGCCGGAUGGUACGGUGCAAAGACCUUGAUUGUUGAGAGUGGCCGGUCUGGAGGCACCUGUGUCAAUGUUGGGUGCGUCCCGAAGAAGAUGACGUGGAACUUUGCAACGAUCAACGAGACGCUGCACGUGGGCAAGUCGUACGGGUACGCGAUCCCCGAGGACAUCAAGUUCGACUAUGCGGAGUUCAAGCACAAGCGCGACGCGGUGAUCAAGCGGCUGAACGGGGCGUACGAGCGCAACUGGGGCCGUGAGGGGAUCGACCUGGUGCACGGGCGGGCGCGGUUUGUCGAGCCUAAGACGAUCGAGGUGAGCUUGGAGGACGGGACCAAGGCGCGGUACACGGCGCCGCAUAUCCUGAUUGCCACGGGCGGGCGGCCGACUGUUCCCGGCGUGCCUGGCGCCGAGCACGGGAUCACCAGCGACGGCUUCUUCGAGAUCGAGGACCUGCCGCCCAAGCUGGCUGUCGUGGGGGCGGGCUACAUUGCCGUCGAACUGGCGGGCGUGAUGGCCGCCAUCGGCGUGGAGACGCACAUGUUCAUCCGCGGCGAGACCUUCCUCCGCAAGUUCGACCCUAUGAUCCAGAAGACCAUGACGGACCGCUACGAGGCGUCUGGCGUGCAUAUCCACAAGAGCCACGCUGGCUUCAAGGAGAUUCAGCUCCUGCGCGAUGGCAAGGGCAAGGACAAGCUCCUCAAGCUGAUCGCCCAUGACGGCUCCGAGAUCGAGGUCAACGAGCUGCUCUGGGCCGUCGGUCGCCAGCCAGAGAUCGAGGAUCUCAACCUCGACAUCCCGGGCAUUGACCGCAAGCCCUCGGGCCAUAUCGUCGUCGAUGAAUACCAGAACACCUCCGUUCCGGGCGUAUACGCUCUUGGUGACGUGACUGGUCAUGCCGAAUUGACGCCAGUUGCCAUUGCCGCCGGCCGUCAACUGGGCAGCCGCCUGUUUGGCCCGCCAGAACUCAAAUCUGCCAAGCUCAACUACGAGAACAUCCCGACGGUGGUCUUCUCGCACCCAGAGGUUGGCACCGUGGGGCUGACGGAACCGGAGGCGCGCGAGCGCUUCGGCGACGACAAGGUCAAGAUCUACCACACGCGCUUCACGGCCAUGUACUACGACGUGAUGCCGGCGGAGGAGAAGGCCAAGAACCCGACGGAGAUGAAGCUGGUCUGCGUCGGGCCCGAGGAGAAGGUCGUCGGCCUGCAUAUCCUUGGUCUCGGGGUUGGCGAGAUGCUGCAGGGCUUCGGCGUCGCGGUCAAGAUGGGCGCCACCAAGCAGGAUUUCGAUAGCUGUGUGGCCAUCCACCCGACCAGCGCCGAGGAAGAGGCAUCGUUGCGAUCGGGCUCUGGGACGGACUAGACUCUCUAUCGUCGAGAGUUUUGUUGUUGUUGUUGUUGUUGUUGUUGUUAUCAAUGUUACUCGUCAGAGAGGGGGGCGCUCAGUAGACAUAGACCAUGACGGCGAAGGAGAUAAGGCAGAAACAGAGAGGUAUGUACACCACACGAUCCAUCUCAGAGGUUGGCAUUAUAACCAGUAUAUAGGCAGUUGA
Penicilliopsis zonata CBS 506.65 is the source of this 2147-nucleotide messenger RNA. RefSeq lists its product as hypothetical. NCBI's taxonomy places the organism in Eukaryota, Fungi, Ascomycota, Eurotiomycetes, Eurotiales, Aspergillaceae. The transcript has 4 exons. Bases 290 to 1957 code for a protein of 555 amino acids. The record is from RefSeq and is a predicted model, not a curated record. Gene Ontology annotation, cellular component: mitochondrion; cytosol. Gene Ontology annotation, molecular function: flavin adenine dinucleotide binding; glutathione-disulfide reductase (NADPH) activity; NADP binding. Gene Ontology annotation, biological process: cellular response to oxidative stress; cell redox homeostasis; glutathione metabolic process.